AACUGAUAUCUUUGAUCUCGAAGAAAACAUGACCGAACCAAAUCGAUACCUUUAUUCCAUUCAUUCUCCAUAUCGUUUUGAUUAAUCGCAGUGAAACGUCAUGCAGUUUUCUCCCGCAGUGGUCAAGCACUGAAGGAAUCAACACCGUGUCACUAUUCGACAAACCAAAAUCCUUCGCUUAGGGAGAGGCCUUCUUAUCGAGUCGGACCUCAAGGGUACCUCCCAUGAACUCGACACCGUUUGCCAACUCAAUGGCCCCAUCCGCACUCGCCUUCUUGAAGAAACGGACGGUUCCGAAUCCACCCUUCUUGAAAACAUCGGCGCGCUUGACUUCACCGUAUUGCUGGAAGAAAUCCUUGACCUCGCGCCAGGUGCAAUCCUCGGUAAGACCACCAAUGAAGACUUGGGAACCAGGUUCCUCUUCCUUAUUCUCGGAGCGGGGACCCCGGCGACGUCCACGGUAGUUGUCACAGUUGCCACCGCCAACUCCAGUCACGUUAAUGGCAAUCAGCUUGUUGGGGUUCUUGGGAUCUUCAGUGGUUUCGAACUCGACCUGCGAUCCUUCCGCCAAAGACUUGAAGCCAUCGGAGGGAUCCUGCUUGAUGUUCGAGUAGUGGACCAAGAAAUCCUUGCCGACCUCUGCAUCCUGACCGUCGGGGGUGAUGAAUCCGAUUCCUCGGUGGUUCAACCACUUGGCAACGGUGCCAACUUGUCUGGUGCUAGAUUCACUCAUCUUCUUUCUUACUAUUAGCUUAUAGUCUUCUACUACUAUAUUUCUUCUUAAGUUGAUAGGGUCGAAUAACUACCGUACCUAACUUCUCUCCUUCUUCUCUCUACCUGCGUUGAUGUUGAUUGAUAACACUCGAGUUAUGAGCACCGCAGUAAAAAACAAUAUUAUCA
This is a messenger RNA of Pseudo-nitzschia multistriata, 900 nucleotides long. NCBI's taxonomy places the organism in Eukaryota, Bacillariophyta, Bacillariophyceae, Bacillariales, Bacillariaceae. The record is from the annotation of a GenBank genome assembly.